CCAGAUUACGUUGAAAUGGCCCAGAAGGAUGUGAGCCCUAACAUGAGGGCAAUUUUGGUGGAUUGGUUGGUGAAGGUUGCGGAGGAAUACGAGCUUCACUAUGAUACUUUGCAUCUAUCUAUCUCUUACAUUGAUAGAUUUUUGUCAAUGAAUGAUCUCAACAGGAACAAACUCCAGUUGCUCGGUUUUUCUUCAAUGCUGAUCGCAUCUAUGAGAAGAUCAAUCAACCAUCCACCUGUGGAUGAAUUUUGUUACCUAACCGACAACGCAUACACAAAGAAAGAGGUGGUAAAAAUGGAGGCGGACAUAUUCAAACAUCUCAAGUUUGAAGUGGGCGGUCCCACAAUUAUGAUUUUUUUAGGGUAUUACUUCACUGUUGUUGCUCUAGAAGAUUACCAAAUUCCCAAUUUGAAGUUGGAGUUCUUGGGUUAUUACCUCGCAGAGUUAAGCUUGUUGGAGAAUGACUGUGUGAUACUCUUGCCUUCUUUGGUGGCUGUGGAUACGCUCCUGGAUACUAUAGUUACAACACCUCCUUGCUACUCCUCUGCCUUCGCUAUCUGCCUUCGCUAUUGUGGAUACGCUGCUGGAUACUAUAGUUACAACGCCUCCUUGCUACUCCUCUGCCUUCGCUAUCUUCCUUCGCUAUUGUUGAUUGGGCCACCCCCUUCUGCAAAUCGUCAAAUUAGUGGUAUUCCAGAAGUUGCAAUGCCUAUGAAUCAGGCAACUUUUGAGAGGGCUGAAACAGGCGCAGCGGCAGCUGCACCUGUCUCUAGAGCACCUUAUUCAUCUCCCUUGAAUUUGUUUCCUCAGGAAACAAUUUCACAUUCUGGUGUUAGUGGAGUUGGCUCCCUAGAUUUUCUAAGAAACAACCAACAGUUCCAAGCAUUACCUUCUAUGGUGCACACAAAUGCACAGAUUUUACAGAGGACUGUUCCUGCAAACCCUAACAAGAACAGAGUCUUUGAUCAUCGAACCAUUUUCUGGUAA
Messenger RNA from Camellia sinensis, 987 nucleotides. NCBI's taxonomy places the organism in Eukaryota, Viridiplantae, Streptophyta, Magnoliopsida, Ericales, Theaceae. The record is from RefSeq and is a predicted model, not a curated record.